Messenger RNA from Acinonyx jubatus (cheetah), 4073 nucleotides. It is a transcript of the gene PPFIBP2, whose product is annotated as PPFIA binding protein 2. Gene Ontology annotation, cellular component: presynaptic active zone. The record is from RefSeq and is a predicted model, not a curated record. Lineage: Eukaryota; Metazoa; Chordata; Mammalia; Carnivora; Felidae. The transcript is spliced from 24 exons. Gene Ontology annotation, molecular function: protein binding. Gene Ontology annotation, biological process: neuromuscular junction development. Bases 94 to 2742 code for a protein of 882 amino acids.
UUGCCUGCGUAAUGUGGGCCUCUCUGCAACUUUUCCUUUGUCCUGUGCUUGAACUUUCAGUAAGACAAGAAGAAGACUGAGGGGAGAGGAGCCAUGGCUUCGGAUGCCAGUCACGUGCUAGAAGCUGCCCUGGAGCAAAUGGACGGGAUCAUUGCAGGCACUAAAACAGGUGCAGAUAUCGGUGACAGUAGCUGCGAGCCUGCACUGGCCUCUCCGGCCUCCCACACGAACCCUUUCCCAGUGCUCCAUCUCGUUGAGGACUUGAGACUGGCACUGGAGAUGCUGGAGCAUCCUCAGGAGAGAGCAGCCCUCCUGAGCCAGAUCCCGGGCCCCACAGCUGCCUACAUAAAGGAGAGCUUGUCCCAGGUGAAUCACCACGGUGCUGCUAGUAAUGAAACGUACCAGGAACGCUUGGCACGUCUAGAAGGAGAUAAGGAGUCCCUCAUUUUACAGGUGAGUGUCCUCACAGACCAAGUGGAAGCACAAGGAGAAAAGAUUCGGGACCUGGAGGUGUGCCUGGAAGGACACCAGGUGAAACUCAAUGCCGCUGAAGAGAUGCUUCAACAGGAGCUGCUAAGUCGCACAUCUCUUGAGACCCAGAAGCUUGAUCUGAUGACUGAAGUUUCUGAGCUGAAACUCAAGCUGGUUGGCAUGGAGAAGGAGCAGAGAGAGCAGGAGGAGAAGCAGAGAAAAGCAGAGGAGUUACUGCAAGAGCUCAGGCACCUCAAAAUCAAGGUAGAAGAGUUGGAGAAUGAACGGAAUCAGUAUGAGUGGAAGCUGAAGGCCACUAAGGCUGAGGUAGCCCAGCUGCAAGAGCAGGUGGCCCUGAAGGAUGCAGAAAUUGAGCGCCUGCACAGCCAGCUCUCCCGGACUGCAGCCCUGCACAGCGACCACACAGAAAAAGACCAAGAAAUUCAACGUCUGAAAAUGGGGAUGGAAACUUUGCUUGUUGCCAAUGAAGAUAAGGACCGUCGGAUAGAGGAGCUCACAGGGCUGUUAAACCAGUAUCGGAGGGUGAAGGAGAUCGUGAUGGCAACUCAAGGGCCUGCAGACAGAACUCUCUCAAUCAAUGAAGAAGAACUCGAGGGAAGUUUCCGAAAGUGGAACAGUGCAAACAAAGGCCCUGACGAAUUACUUAAGCCAGAGAUGCCUCCAAGAUGUAGCUCUCCCACUGCGGGGCCACCUCCACUCCCACAGAAAUCACUGGAAACCAGGGCUCAGAAAAAGCUCUCAUGUAGUCUAGAAGACCUGAGAAGUGAACCUGUGGACAAGUGUGUCGAUGGGAACCAGCUCUCCCCAGUGAUAGAACCCAAGGACGGCCCUUUCCUGGCAGAGCACAAAUACCCCACAUUACCUGGGAAGCUUUCGGGAGCUACGCCCAAUGGAGAGGCUGCCAAGUCAACUCCCAUGGCCUCACAGCCCGACCCCACAGGGGGCAGCCUGCUCAGGCUGAAUCGUGGCCGGAGUGUCAGUGCCCCCGUAUUAGGAGACACAGAAAGUGGUUGGGACGACACUGCUGUGGCCAAUGACCUCUCAUCCACAUCAUCGGGCACUGACUCAAGCCCCCAGUCUCCCCUGACGCCAGAUGGUAAACGGAGCCCCAAAGGCAUCAGGAAAUUCUGGGGAAAAAUCCGAAGAACUCAGUCAGGAAAUUUCAACACUGAUGCUCCGGGGAUGGCAGAGUUUCGACGCGGUGGGCUCCGGGCAACCGCAGGGCCAAGGCUUUCUAGGACCAGAGACUCCAAGGGUCAGAAAAGUGACGCCGGUGCCCCCUUUGCCCAGUGGAGCACAGAGCGUGUGUGUGCGUGGCUGGAGGACUUCGGCCUGGGUCAGUACGUGAUCUUUGCCAGGCAGUGGGUGACUUCUGGCCACACUUUACUGUCAGCUACCCCUCAGGACAUGGAAAAGGAGUUAGGAAUUAAGCAACCUCUGCACCGGAAGAAGCUGGUUUUAGCAGUGAAAGCCAUCAACACCAAGCAGGAGGAGAAGUCCGCACUGCUCGACCACAUCUGGGUGACACGUUGGCUUGAUGAUAUUGGCUUACCCCAAUACAAAGAUCAAUUUCAUGAAUCCAGAGUUGAUGGGCGAAUGCUACAAUAUCUGACUGUGAAUGAUCUCCUCUUCUUAAAAGUCACGAGCCAACUACAUCAUCUCAGCAUCAAGUGUGCCAUUCAUGUGCUACAUGUCAAUAAGUUCAACCCCCACUGCCUACACCGGCGGCCAGCUGACGAGAGUAACCUUUCUCCUUCAGAAGUUGUACAGUGGUCUAACCACAGGGUGAUGGAGUGGUUGCGAUCUGUGGACCUGGCGGAGUACGCGCCCAAUCUUCGUGGGAGUGGUGUCCAUGGAGGCCUCAUUAUCCUGGAGCCCCGCUUCACUGGGGACACCCUGGCUAUGCUUCUCAAUAUUCCACCGCAGAAGACGCUCCUCAGACGUCACCUAACCACCAAAUUCAAUGCCCUGAUUGGUCCUGAGGCUGAACAGGAAAAGCGAGAGAAAAUGGCCUCCCCGGCUUACACACCACUGACCACCACAGCCAAAGUCCGGCCAAGGAAACUGGGAUUUUCACAUUUUGGAAACAUAAGAAAAAAGAAAUUUGAUGAAUCGACAGACUACAUUUGCCCAAUGGAGCCCAGCGACAGUGCUGGUGACAGUCACAGGGUCUACGGUGGCUACCGGGCCCUCAGCCCCCUCAAUGCCCCUGAACUGGAUGGGCUGGACCAGGUGGGACAGAUUAGCUGAUGGCCUUGUUACCUGUCUUCUCUGUGCACCCGAGAACUUCACAGUAACACUGUGUGUGUCACCAUAUAACUGCACCUCACCCCCUGCACCUGUGCAUGCCUUGCAGAGAACAUUCCAGCUGUUGUGUACCCCAGGCCAGUGUCUUUGAACUCUGAGGGUGGCCAGGGUACGGAGCUGCACUUUUGCUAAGGGGCCAGGCUUUGGGGACUGUUGCCAGAGGUGGACUCGGGAGGAAAGACACAAAGAUGCUUGUAUAUUUUUGUAAUUCUUAAUGGCCAUGUUCAGCACCGGUGGAAACACACGAACUUGGACACUGGUCCAGAGGUCAUGGAUGAUUCCCAGAGGCUUGGCUCUCGGGCCCUCCACUGUGCUUCCAGUUGAGGGGCGAUCUCAAGUGCCUUAGGCCUGUGGCCACAGAGUCUUGGCUGAGAUCCAAGGGACAGCAGCAGGGAUUUCUGCCACAGUGAUGGUGUAACUGUGUUGUGCCUUAAUACAGAGGUGAUCGCUUCUUUCUGGUAAUAAAAACAAUAUUUAUGUGGAAAGCAAACAGGGCCGUGUAGCUCUAACCUCACUGGGGGAUGAGAGCUGGGCACAGCUGGAGAGGGAGUGCUGUGUACGGCAUGGCCUGAGAGCUGGUGGCACCGUGCCAGUCCUUGGCCAGGUGCACUCGGCCUUUGCCAAGUGUCAUGGACAAGGGGGCUGGAGCAAGGAGGGACCCCGUAUUCUUCAGAGGGGUCCGUGGCCUCUUCACUUCAGGCUCCACCCACCUCCUUCUAUGAAGCCAUGGAAAGCCUUGUGCUGACUGUAGGUCACAUCUGUCAUGCAGACCCCAAAGUUGGUUUCUGUUUCAGAGGCAUGAGGCACCUGGGGGGGAGUGGGGGGAGACAAGAAAGUGGCCUCGCUGAUAACAGCCUCUUUUCUUUUGUGUGGUUUGUCAGAUUCUCUGUUAUUGGCCUGGCUGGGCCCAUAACCAGCGUGGGGGUUGGUCUGUCUGUUGGCAGAAAUGGAACAGCCCUGUCCUCCUGAUUUAGAGUCUGGCUAACUGAUAAUGGCUCUUCCAGAUGGGCCUUGUCUGGACGGGGACUGAGGGAAAGACACAUCUUGCCAGUCUGGAUUCCUGCUCAUGAGAUUCCAGUUUGCCCUGGGGCAGGUUUUGGCCCUGCCGGGUCCCCUGGACCUCGUCUGCACAAUAACAGUGGCAUCGUAACUGUCUGGCGGCAGGGGCAGGGCUUGAUGGCCCCACUGAGGGCACUCUGCUUCUGUCCCAGAUGGAGACAAUGCCAAGAUUUGCUUCUGAAACUACCAGCAGCCCCAGGGAUGGCCGAUGACCA